AUGUACCUUUCAUAUCGAUCGUACAUCGGCCAAAGUUCGUUUACAGUUGCGGUGAAAGCAUUGCAGGUUUAUGCUGCUGAUCAAUUUGGUGCAGCGAAGACGAAAAAUAUCAAAAGAAUAAAGCGUGAACUCAGAAUAUGCGCCAUCCUCAAGCAUCCAAAUAUUCUACCCAUUUAUGGCUAUACGUAUGGGUUCGGCCCAUUCCUAGCGAUAGUCAGUCCUUGGGCGGAGAAUGGUAACCUGUCGGACUAUUUGGAGCUCAAGGGCACGGCUCUUACUCUCCUCAGGGAUAUCAUAGCUGGUCUGCAAUAUCUUCAUGCCAACAGUGUCAUCCACGGUGACUUCAACGGGCCCAAUGUGCUCAUCCAUGGUGAUGGCACUGCAUGUGUUGCUGACUUCGGUCUGUCCUUGAUGUAUUCCGAGGCCACAAGCGCCUCUCAGGCUUCCUGGACGUCCACCCUCAAAGGAAACAUGCGGUGGAUGGCUCCUGAGCUACUCGUACCAGAGCAGGAGGAUGGAUCUCCAACUCGUCCAAGCGAACAGAGCGACAUCUUUUCGUUCGGCGGUAUCAUGUUGCAGGUCCUCACUAACAAGAUUCCUUAUUAUUACCUCCCGAAUGACGCCGCUAUCGUACUAUGCAUAGCUAGGUCGGAAACACCCUCCCGAGCUCGUUAUCCUGAGCUCCCUGAAAAAUACUGGACGUUUAUCGAGCAAUGUUGGUCUACUGAUCCUCGGGACCGUCCAUCAACAGAGGGAGCUGAUGUGACAAUCAGGAAUGACUUCUACUUACUGUCGAGAUCUCGCUAA
Suillus subalutaceus is the source of this 807-nucleotide messenger RNA. RefSeq names its product kinase-like protein. The coding region runs from base 1 to 807 and encodes 268 amino acids. NCBI's taxonomy places the organism in Eukaryota, Fungi, Basidiomycota, Agaricomycetes, Boletales, Suillaceae. Gene Ontology annotation, cellular component: cytoplasm. Gene Ontology annotation, biological process: protein phosphorylation; signal transduction. The transcript is spliced from 7 exons. Gene Ontology annotation, molecular function: ATP binding; protein kinase activity. The record is from RefSeq and is a predicted model, not a curated record.